Molecule: messenger RNA, 2241 nt
Organism: Aphanomyces astaci
Lineage: Eukaryota; Oomycota; Saprolegniomycetes; Saprolegniales; Verrucalvaceae
Exons: 14
Coding region: 20-2095 (691 amino acids)
Molecular function (GO): protein binding
Source: RefSeq, a predicted model, not a curated record
CAGCAAUUCUUCAUUCAUCAUGCCCGGGGCGCCAUCCAUUCACUUUGUCAAAGACGAGUCGUUUGGCGUGGGCGGCGAGCAUCACCACGCGACCAACGACGACGAUCGAGCCUUGAUACACAAUAACUUGGUGCCACGGUCCGACAUAUCAUCGUAUAAGUGUAUCCCGGGGGUGGGGUUGUUCACAGGUCGGCAAGAUGGCAAACUGCUCAUGUGGAGCUAUGACCACCAAGAUUGCCUUCUCGCUCAAGGCCAAUUAUUUGGAGGACAUGCGGGCCCGGUACUGUGCCUCGAGCUCAUGCAGCGCCACGAUAACUCGCUCUUGUUGUUCAGUGGUUCGGCAGACAGAACGAUUAAAAUUUGGGACCCGACUCACCCCAGUGUGGAUGAGCCAUGCAUACAGACGCUGAAUGCGCACGGUGGAAGCGUGACUGUCGUCAAGAUCGCUGGCACUACGCUCAUAUCUUGCAGCGUCGACCGCACCAUCAAGCUAUGGCAGCCAGAUAAAGGGCGAGCCCUCCUCCUGCACCCAUGGUACAUAUGCACCCAAACUCUGUCGAGUGGCGGCAGCUGGCCAACGUCCGUAUGCUUGCGAAGUGCGGAUUUGGCCAGCACAUACGUGGCAGAUUCUGGGGGCGGGGUGUCUGUAUACACCACAGCGAACAGCCGAGAGCGCGUGGACCCGACAAAUGAAGACCAACUCAAACUCAAGCGGCAGCACGGCCACUUUCAUUCCCUCGGCGUGACUCAAAUCUUGCCCAUUCCUGAUCAGAACCUCGUCGUGACUAUCUCGUUCGACACGAAGGCGCAGGUGUUUGAUGCGAACACGGGCGCUGUGGUCAUGACCAUGGAAAACACUCACCACUGCCGAUACACGGGCUGUGAUUGGGACAAAGCCAACCACGAGCUGUUCAUUGCAGAUGAGAAGGGUCACUUGGCCAUCUGGAGCAUCGAUACGGAGAAAUGCAUGCGUUCCGAGCCCCUCGAAACAGUGUCCAUCCUCGGCGUGACCGUGUUCCCGGGGGGGCACCACGUGCUGGUGCAGCGAGCGAAUGGCGCUACAUUGUACAAAGUGCAUCGGGAUGAAUCUUACGUCGAGUGCCGAGGACACUCUGACGCUAUUAUUGGGGUGGUCGUGGCCACGACCCUCGACUCCGGGGAGUCGACAUUGUUUUCGGCGUCCAUAGACAACACGCUGCGGUGCUGGGACACGUACGACCUCCGUGUGCUCUACGGUUUUGAAGAAAAAGAGGGCGAGCUAAGUUGUAUGGCGUACUCGGCCCCGCACAAUCGACUACUCACGGGGAACGAAAACGGCAACAUCAAGCAGUGGAACGUAGACAAUGGGCAUUUCUUUACGUGUCGGGUGCACCGCAACACUGUCAGCUGCAUUGUGACCGCGAGCGUGGAUGGUCAUGAAUUGUUUAUUUCUGCGGAUUUUGAUGGCGUGAUUUGGAUUUGGGAGUUGAUGGCGGGGCAGGCGCCGAUGCCCCACGUGAAGAUCCAAUCCAAGGAGCCCAACCACGACAACGAGAUCUACUGCCUAGCGUUCAAUGCAGGCACGUACUUGGCCACCACGUCGCAUGGCGCCGCCUUCUUUGCCGCCGGCGACAGCAACGGCGAUAUUCUCUUGUACAGCUUGGAUGACCAAGAACUGCUCACGACACUGAGCAACCACGACAACUCGGUCACGUGUGUGGCGUUCGACGGGUGCUUUCUCUUCUCAGGGUCAGAUGACUGUUCCAUCAAGAUUUGGAACGUGCUCGAUCCCGCCCAGGCGUACGAAGUCGGGUUCAUUCAGGCACAUGCGUUGGCCGUGCGGGACAUCGUGGUGCUGCCGUCCUCGGGGUACAUUGCGUCCUGCGCGUAUGACGGCAAGAUUCGCGUGUGGAACUACCAAGUGUGUGGCUCGUAUGGGCAAUACGCGGCGCUUGUCCACGAGUUUAAGAAGGAUGAGAAACUGCGCUGUUUGACGUAUUGGACCCACAAGCAUGCGAUUGUGUGCGGCACGAGCGACAACAACGUGCUCGUUUUCAAUGUUCCCAUGACGCUGAUCACCCCUGGAUGUACACAUGAAAGCCUCAGUCCAGCGUAACCAGCGUGAAUCAACUCGUAGGAUCAACCAUCUUGACCGACGGUGAUUAGUAUUACGUUUCAGGAAUGGCGUGGGAUUUGGGGUGUGAACAGUGCCACGGAUCGAUGGCAAUUGGAUUGGCUAAAAUUAUAAUACCUAGAUUUCAU